AUGGGCGCCCGCAAUAUUGUCCCCCUCAUCCUACUCCUCGUCUUUGUCGGUAUCCUUGCGGCGGUCGGGUAUGUCGUGUACAGCAUCGUGCAGGAUGUGAGCAAGAACACGCGCGAGAAAAUGGAGCGUAAGAACAUCGCUUUCACCAAGGAUGGCAUGAAGGUGCAAGUAAGGGAAAUAAAGGACGAGGCCUACAAGGAUCAGACCCAGAGUGUCUUGGUCAACAUGUGGAACCACACUUCUUUCCCCGCUUACAAGAGUCGGCUUUGGGAUAUGUCCGGUUCCUCUUCCACUGACCAGAAGAAUGGAGCUGAGAAGCGCAAGUAG
Molecule: messenger RNA, 327 nt
Organism: Penicillium soppii
Lineage: Eukaryota; Fungi; Ascomycota; Eurotiomycetes; Eurotiales; Aspergillaceae
Exons: 2
Coding region: 1-327 (108 amino acids)
Source: RefSeq, a predicted model, not a curated record